AUGGACGAUGAAGAGAACGAGUUGCGAAAUCCCUUUCCGUCGCCGCCGUCACACUACACCAAUUAUACAAGCCACAACCUGAAACUGCUCACUCUCCUUCGCGAACGCGUUGGUGAGGCCGAUCUCAACCAGAUCAAUCAACAGGAGGUUCUCGGCGAUCAGGACGGCGUGCCAGAAUGGCCCCUUGCGCAGCUCGAACCCCCCAGGGUUGACUGGAUACUGCAAGAGGGCGUUUACGAGGUUUUCGGAGAUACAUGGAAAGUCAAUGAGAAGAUUCCUUCCUUGGGUGAGCUGGGGGGAAAUCAAUUGUAUCCUGAAGACCCGGCUGCAGACCGGAGACCAGCACUGUUAUCCAUCUUGGAAUCCACCCUUGUCACGUACUCUGCGCUCGUCAAGUCACUGGUCGCGCCUCCUCCACCUCCAGGAUCUGACGUUCCACCAGAGUGGCAACGCCAUAUAGAAUGGAUCACAGUCCUCGCUCAGAAUAUGAUCGCGGCGACAAAUGACUUGCGACCGGUACAGGCCCGAGCCAACCUAGAGCUCAUGAUGAGGAGACAACUGGAAUUGAGGAAGGAAGAAACCGCCGCCAUCCACGCGAAAUGCCAAGAGCUAGAGGCCAAGCUGGCGGCAUUUUGCAACAUGUCUCCGGAUCUUUCAGCGACAUCAGCAACUGACGUAAGACAUACUGAAGUGGUGAACGGAAUUAUGGCUCGGAAUGAACCUUGGAGUCAAAAUGCGGAUGAAGCGGGCAUUACAACAUCCGACCAUAAGCUCGCGAGUUUGCCUACAGAGGACGUGGUAUCAUUGGAUGACGUACUUCGGUGGGCUGAGGAGAUUGGUUGAAGGACAGAGUAUCAUUAUUCGGUGGAUGUUCCACGGUUCAGCAUAGCCGACACCUUCCUAUGAUGCUUUCUACUUUGCCGUUUUCAGAGUAUCAAUGUACUAGUGCGAGGAGGUCGCGGAG
This is a messenger RNA of Punctularia strigosozonata HHB-11173 SS5, 964 nucleotides long. RefSeq lists its product as uncharacterized. Gene Ontology annotation, biological process: regulation of transcription by RNA polymerase II. Gene Ontology annotation, cellular component: mediator complex; core mediator complex. The transcript is spliced from 5 exons. The record is from RefSeq and is a predicted model, not a curated record. The coding region runs from base 1 to 843 and encodes 280 amino acids. Gene Ontology annotation, molecular function: transcription coregulator activity. NCBI's taxonomy places the organism in Eukaryota, Fungi, Basidiomycota, Agaricomycetes, Corticiales, Punctulariaceae.